Messenger RNA from Bombyx mori (domestic silkworm), 4658 nucleotides. Its product is annotated as TBC1 domain family member 13. Gene Ontology annotation, molecular function: GTPase activator activity. Bases 145 to 1299 code for a protein of 384 amino acids. The transcript has 9 exons. Gene Ontology annotation, biological process: intracellular protein transport; activation of GTPase activity. NCBI's taxonomy places the organism in Eukaryota, Metazoa, Arthropoda, Insecta, Lepidoptera, Bombycidae. The record is from RefSeq and is a predicted model, not a curated record.
GCAACGGUAGAUCUCUACCUUAUCUCUACCUACCUAUCGGUUGACUGACAAUUUUUUACUGCAUUUUACAAAGUACAUCACAAAAGUUUUGUGUGCGUGAUGAAUAGUGUGUGAAAACGAGAGAUUUAAUAAUAUAAAAACAGUAUGAGUCUCCAUAAAGCUAGGAUAAAAGCCUUUGAAGAAGUACUUGAUCAAGAUGUUAUUGAUAUGCAGCAGCUCCAGAAGCUAGCCUUCAAUGGAAUACCUGAUGAUAAAGGACUGAGAUCAUUAGUUUGGAAAAUCCUACUGCAUUAUUUACCCCAAGAAAAGAACGCUAGAGAAACAACGCUAAUUAAGAAACGUCAGCUUUAUAAACAGUUUAUAGAAGAAAUAAUUGUAUCGCCCGGAGGGCCAACUGACCAUCCGUUAAACAUGAGCCCCGACAGCUCUUGGAGUACUUACUUCAAAGAUAACGAGGUACUGUUGCAAAUCGACAAGGACGUGCGAAGACUCUGCCCCGAUAUAUCAUUCUUUCAAUCUGCUACUGAAUUUCCUUGUCCUGAGGUCGUAAACAGCAAUGGCAUAAAACGAUUGCACAAACGUGUCGAGCAAUCCGUCCUCAAAUACGCCACAUUGGAGAGAAGGGGUCUCGGUGUUGCCAAGCUUAGCAACGAAAUCAAACGCGCCGAGAACAUCACAAGCGGCGAUUACGCCCCACUGAACGAAGGCUGCGAGGCUCACUGGGAGGUGGUGGAACGUAUGCUGUUUCUGUAUGCGAAGCUGAACCCGGGACAGGGCUACGUUCAAGGAAUGAACGAAAUAAUAGGACCCAUCUAUCAUACCUUCGCUAUUGACGCCGAUAAGGAGUUUCGACAGCACGCCGAAGCCGACUGCUUCUUCUGCUUCACGAACCUAAUGGCCGAGAUACGUGACUUCUUCAUACGUACCCUCGACGAGGCGGAAAGCGGAAUCAACUACAUGAUGUGCAAACUCAACGAAUUUCUGAAGCGCCACGACCCGGACGUUUGGACUUUAUUGGAGAAGCAGGAACUGCGCCCUCAGUACUACAGCUUCAGAUGGCUGACGCUCUUACUGUCCCAAGAGUUCUCUCUACCCGACGUCGAAAGAAUUUGGGACACCCUAUUCGCUGAUUCUCAACGUUUCGAUUUCCUCAUAAACAUAUGCUGCGCGAUGAUUUUGUUGGUUCGGGAUAAUUUACUAGGCGGCGAUUUCGCGUCGAAUGUAAAAUUGCUACAAAACUUUCCGCCUAUGGACGUGUCGUUGAUACUAAAUAAAGCAGCUACACUCGGCAACACGUAAACAACACAACGAAUUUUGGAUGAAUUUAUGAAUAAUUUAAUUUUAAAUUUAGUUAAAACUAGAAUUUGCGGAUUUAAUAUACCAUAAUAUGAUAAUCGAAGAUAAAAAAUUUUUAGAGAUUCUACUUCUUCUGUUCUGUUUCACCUGCUCAUACAACUGACUGACUAUUUACAAUAAACGAAUCUUUAAAAAUUAUUUUAAAAAAAAUAUAGCCUGAUCCUCAUUUAUCCUAAAAUAAACUACUAUAAAAAGAAUUCUGUAGGAGUGUUAUAUUGUUUUUUUCCAUUACGGCUAUAAUAAACCUAAAUAGCUAUAAACUAGUACUGUAAUAUUAACGCAGAGAAUUAUUUUUUUACUACAAUAAACAUUAAUUCUUAACAUUGUGAUUUUAUAACCUACAAUGUGACUAGCAGAUACAAAUUAGCAGUUUUUUAGUACAAAUGCCACUGUGGCGGAUGCAAUUUUAAAUAGUCUGAAUCCGUUAAUCUGGAAUCCGUGACCAUUUUGAGUUUAUUUUUAAUCCCACCCUGUGCGUCGGCCUAAACACACCAUCAAUAUUACAUCGACUGAAUUCAACAGUGACACGCGUCAAUUUGACAGAUGUCAAUUGUAACGCCAUUUUUGGGCCUUAAAGUGAAGACACUAAGUGGCCUACAGAUAAGAGGUUAUCGAAUGACGAUUUCUUUAUAGAAUCAAGACCUCCCAGAUCAACUAAUUCAAUUCAUAUCUAUCUCAUUUCCUUUGACGGUCAUAUAACUUCAUAUAACUUCCUAUAACUUCCCGCCUUUUAAACGACAAAAAAAAACGAUUAUACAGUUAAUAAGAGCAUGUACAAGAUCGUCAGAACGUUCUAUGAUAGGUAGGGCUUAAAGUAAAUCAAUUAAAAAAUGCACUUAAUCUGAAAGUAUAACGAGCGAGUUUUUGAAGUGGAACUUCUAAUGCGACUUCAAUAAGGUUGCGUUAAACGUUUAACGCUACCAUACUAGAAAGAGACAGAGCGAGAGUGAAUGCGUGGCACUCGAACGCAAGCGCGUGGUAUACCUGUUACAGGCUAGCGCGACCGUUAGCAACGAGUGGCGUCCAAUACUUUCAUGAAGUAUUUAAAUAUACUAGAGGUCCCGCAGUAGUCGAAAUUCGACUAUAAUUAAUUGGAAUUGUAAGUUUGUACACUAUUAUGAUUGUAUUUUAUACUUCUAUAAUCACAAAUUUCGCCAAGACUACACUAUAAAAAAUAUUAACAAAGACAAACAAUAUUUAAUCUCAAUUUGACAACAGACGUCAAGAACAAAAGUUUGACAAUAAAUAGUAUGCAUGCGUGUGUGCGUCAAAUACAUGGUAUUUAGUGUGUGUAAUUUUUUCUUUAUUGAUUUAAUGUAUCUUUUAUGCAUUAUUUUAAAAAAAUAUUAGCAUUAUGCACUUCUUCUCUAUAUUCUCUAUAAGUGUGGAAAAUUUCAUACUCCUCCGUCAGCGCAAUAUUCGUAAAAAGGGAUACAAAUUUUUUGCUUCACGUAUUAAUAUAUAGAUAUGUUUCUUUUUGUAUCUAUAAUUUAAAAUAUAUAUAAACCUUUGAUAAUAGACGACUCAUAUAUAAUCUAAAUGUUGAAGAAGUCGCAUCUCUUAUACACAGCAUUUCCUAUUACAAGAGCAAUCUGAUUUAAAGAUGAAAAAUGAAGAAAACCACAAUACUAUACACACCGAAAAAGAAGUUUCACUUCAUUUACUUGGCCCAGGUUGUACGCGCUCCGUUUUACUUUUUUGUUUUUCACCUUUUUUACUUGAUAUCUGAAUUCAGUCAAUGAUUUUUAGCGCACUACCAUUAGUGCCAUUCGCAAACUCGAAACGGUCACGUUAUGUUGUCAACAUGAAUAAUGUUUUAUGUAUAUAUAUAUGUCUUUUUGAAACAUAUACAAUAAUCUACGACUGUGUACUUUUAAUAGUGUCUAUCGUACUUUGAUGUAGAAAAUGAAUUUUGAUAUCUCUUUAAUAGUGACAUAAGGCAUAAUUAUUUACUUACUGUAGUAAAAUGUUCGUUUUUUAGUACACCGCCCAUAUUAAAGCGAACAUGUAGAGUAAACAAUUCAAUCUACUUGGAUCAUUAUUCAUUACUUAUUACAUAUUUUUCAGACUUCUAUGACAGCUGUCUCUAUUAUUAUUUUCCUUUACAUGUAAGUGAUUAAAAAAAUCGUUCGAUUGAUUGAAUUUCAAUAAAAUGUUCUAACAAUGCUUAGUAAUUUGCGUCUGUUUGUGACUGAGAACUUGAAUUUAAAUAAUUUAUAUUACAUAUAUUUAUAACAUGCAUAACGGAUCCUGUUUUAGAUACCUCGAAUUACAUAAACAUUAUUUUGAUGAUAUAUUUUUAUUAAGUCUAAGAAUGUUUUUUUUUUUAUAAAUCUAAUAAGUAAUCAUCGGCACAGCAAGACUGUUGGAUAUAAUUCAUAAUGUGGAGGAGAAUUUCAUUAAGAACAUUAAUUAUAAUACAUUAAACAUUCAAACUUACUUAUGAACCUGUUAAUCUACGAAACUUGAUAUUUAUUUUGAUGUGUUUAAAAAAAAUAUUCCGGAACUUUCUAUAAUAUUGGACUCGCUGUUUUGGCCAUGACGAAUAUGAAAAUAUUUAAAAAAAAUUAUGUGACGAGAAAAUUUUGUCUCUAUUUUUAGUUAGUAGUCGUAAAAUUUAAGACUAAUAAGAUACUUACUCACUCAUAUACUUCUUAAAUUCAUUAAAAUAUUUUUAAUUAGCGAUUUAAAAGGUUUAAUUAUUUUGGAUGAAAAAAGCAUUUUCUAUAUUAUGUUUUUUUUUUAAUAGACGUUGCCUCUCUAACGUUACGGUCCCAAUAAUUUAAUGGAUUUUAGACUGAGAAAAGUAUACGUAGCUAAAGUUAAUGAAAUAUAAACCUCAUCAUAUUUUAUUACGGUCUUGAAUAAAGUGAACUUCGAAUUCUGUAAAAGUGCGUUAUUAAUUUUAGUUAUACAAAUAUCAUUCCUUUUACAAAAUAUACGUCGAACUUUUCAAGAAAACCUUUUUGUUUUUUUUUCACAGACUAACUAGCUCCUCUAAGUUAAUCCUACAUACGUAUAUUUUGAACGAUUCACCUGACUAGGUAAUAUUAUACGUACUUUAAAAUGAAUUCUAAGUGAUUUUUCGAUAAUAUUGUAAUAUUCUAAAAUAAUAUGAGUAGCAGUACUUUUAUUAUUAUUAUUAUACUUGUAAGGAAACGGAAUUCAAAAUUGUCAUUACUGUUACCGAAUGUUUUUUUUUUUUUGUUUUUUAACUAUUUAUUCUCUUUUUCUAUAUUAAUACAUAUAAGCUUUGUGGAAUUAUUUUUGUCUUAGUUAAUAAACAAUUUACACGAUUUGAA